Maniola jurtina (meadow brown) is the source of this 2372-nucleotide messenger RNA. It is a transcript of the gene adp, whose product is annotated as WD and tetratricopeptide repeats protein 1. Gene Ontology annotation, cellular component: cytoplasm; Cul4-RING E3 ubiquitin ligase complex. The coding region runs from base 280 to 2268 and encodes 662 amino acids. The record is from RefSeq and is a predicted model, not a curated record. The transcript has 13 exons. Gene Ontology annotation, biological process: negative regulation of fatty acid biosynthetic process. NCBI's taxonomy places the organism in Eukaryota, Metazoa, Arthropoda, Insecta, Lepidoptera, Nymphalidae. Gene Ontology annotation, molecular function: protein binding.
AUAAUCAGAAAACACUGGCAAUAUUGCCAGCUGUUUGACAACUGUGUAAAUUUUUCGGAAGAAAAUUUCAACUCAAUUAUUUUAGCUUUUUGUUUGCUGUAUUAUUAAUUCUAAAUAAAAGACAUUGCAAAACAGUGUUUUUGUAAAUACUGCUGUGUAUAUUUCGCUGUGAUGUGCUAUGAAAUGUCGUUUACUAUAAAUAGAUCGAGGUGCAGUUACCAUAGUUCGUAAUAUUCUGUUUGAUGGUGGAUCAGACAUAUUGAGCGAUAUUUGGUAAAUAUGGGGAGGAGACAGGAACCAGCCUGGGCUCUGGGCACCGUGGGCCUAGCCGCGGCCAGGGAGCGUGGAGAUAUAGACAGGAAAUUUCAGAAUCGCCUAACUGUGACUCGUAGUAUGAUUGAUAGAUUAGGUCUAGAAAAAGAACUGCACGGGCAUAUGGGAUGCGUUAAUUGCUUAGAAUGGAACAGUGAUGGAUCGGUUCUAGCGUCAGCCUCUGAUGACCUCCACGUUAUACUGUGGGAUCCGUACAGAUAUAAGCAGCUGCACAACAUAUCUACUGGUCACACAGGAAACAUAUUCUCAGUUAAGUUCCUCUCAGAAGACGUGAUAGCAACGUGCGCGGCGGACGGCUCGGUGCGUGCUCGCGACAUCACCGGCGGCGGCUCGCUGCUGGAAUGCUCGUGCCACUGCGGUAGAGUCAAGCGCCUCGCUGCAGCGCCUGACAAGCCUCACCUGCUGUGGUCUGCGGGGGAAGAUGGACUUGUUUUGCAACAUGACCUGCGGUCGCCCCACCGCUGCAACUCGGACUCCGCCAACGUGCUGGUGAACCUGCUCAACCACAUGGGGCGCUACGCGGAGGCCAAGUGCCUGGCCAUCAACCCGCGCCGCCCCUACCAGCUGGCCGUCGGCGCCAACGACUUCUACGUACGCCUCUACGAUACCAGGAUGAUCAAAUUGGCCAGGUUGCAGGAGGAAAUGCAGGUGACGGCGCCGACUACCCGCAUUGCGUGGGAGCGCCAAAACGUGCGCUGCUCGCGCGCGGGCCACGGCGACCGCGACAAUAACAUACCGCGAGCGGCCGUGCAGUACUACGCGCCGGGCCAUUUAUCCAUGGAGCCAAAUGAGCAUACCUUUCCAAAGAAAGCCACGACCUACGUGGCGUUCAGCCAUGACGGCAACGAGCUACUCGUCAACCUGGGCUCCGAACAGGUAUACCUAUUCGACAUUAACAACGCCAGGAGGCCUGUCCUUGUGGAGAGCUUCAUAAUUCAACACAACCACGGUUACCGUGAGGGUGAAACCAAACAAUCGCCCAAGAAUGGUACCACUGCGAGCAGCAGUGCGGGGGCCAAUGGUACCAUCGAACAGCAGCCGCAGUUACCCGACAGAGUACGGCAGAUUAAAGAAAUGGCGAACGAGCUAGUCAACAACGGGAAUUACACGUCCGCGGUAGAGCUGUACAACACCGCCAUCGCUGAGUGUCCCGACUGCGCCAUCUUGUACUCCAACCGCGCGGCGGCGCUCAUGAGGCGGUGUUGGUCAGGGGAUACGUACGCAGCCAUCAAGGACUGCUACAAGGCCAUCAAGCUGGACUCGGGUCAUGUCAAGUCCCAUUUCCGCCUCGCCAAAGGCCUAAUGGACUUGAAGCGUGCCCGAGAGGCGCACGAAUGUCUGCUGUACUUCAAAGACAAGUUCCCCAAGCAUGCGGAGAGCCAUGCCGUGUUCCUGCUGCAAAAAGACAUCAACGUGGCGCUCGAGACCAUGGAAACACAGCCUGAUGAAGUGGACGAAGAUGGCCAAUCGGGCAGCGCGCUCGAGCGCCAGUCUCGCAGCACCGCUUUGGAUUACAGCUGCAGGUUUCUCGGCCACUGCAACACGACGACUGACAUCAAGGAAGCCAACUUUCUUGGACCUGAUGCUAAUUUUGUGGCAGCUGGGUCUGACGACGGCAGCCUGUUUAUCUGGUGCCGGAAAUCUGGAAAUAUCAUCAGAUGUCUUCGGGGUGAUGAGUCUAUAGUGAACUGUGUGCAGCUUCACCCCACUAUGUUCCUGCUAGCCACCAGCGGCAUCGAGGCCGUCGUGCGUCUCUGGAGCCCUAGGCCCGAGGACGGCUUAGGCGAGUCGCGCGUGGUGCCGGAGGCGGGCGCGGCGGCGGCGGCCAACCAGCAGCGCAUGCGCAGUGACCCUUUUGAGGCCAUGCUGCUCAACAUCAGCUUCGCCGGCGGCACCGAACGCGAGAUGCACUCUCCCGCGUGCCGCGCCACGUAAACUCAGCCUACAGAUCGAUCUCUUUUCACGGAUUUCCAACAAACAUCACCAAGUCAUUUGUAAAUAUAAUAAUAAUUAUUAUAAUUAUAGUAAAUAUACGAUUA